CCACGGCAUCAGCGAAAGAGAAUUGAAUCGAUAAAAACAUUGACUGCUUCGUCAUAUCGAGAUCGGGAUCCGAGUAGGCUGCGAGCGAGAGUGUGUGGCGCAGAGCAGAAGGGUGAUUCAGUUCAGUGUUCGAUCACAGUCGGCUGUCAGAGUGAGUGCAUCCCACCCUAAUAGCAGUCAGUCAGUGCCCUAAACGCUGCCCCAAAGUCAAAGCCUGCUUGACCAAAAAAUGUUGGCCAUCAUCAUGUGAUUGAAGAUUAGAACGCCUACUGCGGUGAAUGGCGACUCGGUUAGUGGUGCUUAGUGCGUCGUGCGAUUGCAUGCAGUGACAUUUCGGGUUUGGAUCGAUAUUGUAAUUCGUCGUGCGGUAAACAUACGGCCACCCACACCCAAUUUGUUCCUCGGUUCUCGGCUAUCUAAUCGCAUACGUCAGACGUCUUGCGUUCUAAAUUCGGUGCGGCCGCAAGAAGAGAAGAAGUGGAAGGUGGCCAAAAUUGCAUAAUCGACGCUGCACUUUAGAGGGCACAGAACACUCAUCGCGUCGACCAGUACUGAUACGAAACGAAAGAUUCCGCAUCCGCAUUCUAAACCCUGCCUGCCGCAGUAGGUUCGUCUCUCCUAGCAACACUCACACACUCAAACAACCGGUCACUCACCGCCGCGGCAGCAACCUUGCGUGGACAUCCCAUUCAGAAAGCGUACAUAAAUAAAAAUAACAAAAAUCGGUAUCGGUACUCCGUCGUCGUCGUCGGUGUGUAGACUUCUACUGUAUCGCAACGCAACGCUGGCCUGCUGCGUUUUUUGUGUAGAAUUCCAACGGGACACUCGCGAGUGUGGGUAGCUACUCAGCGCUGCGCCUGAAGAUAGAUGUGGGUGUGUGUGCGUGUCGCCAUUCGGUCGGUGGUCAACCAUCUUUGAUUCGCUCGGCUGCUGGCUGACUGCAUUCGUAUAAGUAGUAUUAUUAUUAUUGCUGCUGCCCUGCCACGGCCAGGCAAAGGCAAUUCGUCGGGCAGUCAGUCAGUCAGUAGUGGCAACUGCGAAGAAGCAGAGAGUUGUGUUUGUUGUGUAUGAGCAGCAAGAAUAGUGAUCGUCUUCGUUUUUGAGGCACUCAUCGGGGUACGGUAAUCUAAAAGUGGUUCAAUAAGUGGUGUGAGAUUAGAAGUGAGCAGUAGGCUGUGGAAGGCAGCUUCGAGCUUGGAGCAAGCGGGCGAAAGAGCAGAAGAGAGCGAAGUUGGCUUGAAUAUGGCUGUGUUUUUAAUUAACAUAUGCAAGUUCAAUGGUUGUGGCAUUACGUUUCCGAGUUUGGGCGAUCUGAUUCAGCACAUCGAGGAUACCCACAUAGACUACGACUCGCAGAUCAUCGGCCAGAAGGAAAAGUCGCAGUCCACGUGUCUUCCCUUGAGCUAUGUGCUGCGCUUCAUCACGGAUCCAUCGCGGAAGGAGAACUCCCUGACCAAUGGAGCCACUGGAGCCGGCGGCUGUGGCGGCCUCAAGGGCAGCCUGGGCAGUAGUGGUGGACACAAUGGCGGCAGUCUGACGGCGUCCAGUGCCGGGGGUGGUGCUGACAGUACAGCGUAUCAAAGCACACCUCCGGGAACGCCCGGCAGUAUCACGUCGUCAUCGUUGCAUGGAGGCGGAAGUGGGGGUCUGGGAGGUGGAGGAGGGGGAACGACGGGGAGUGGAACCGGUGGGAACACUGGGACGAGUGCGGAUGGUAAGCUUGCGGCGGCAGGAUCGGCUGGUACCGAUAUGAAACGCAAGAUAGCUAUCAAGCAUCACAGCUACAGCAUGUCAUCCUCGAACCGAAGUACAACGCCCACUGGUAGCGAAAUGGACGAUGACGACAUGAUGGUGUCCGAGUCGGAGGACAGCAACGAUUCGUGGACGACGGAGGAGUUCAGUUCGGAGUUCAUAAUGCGCUAUGGAAGCAGGCGCCAUUCAUCAUCCAGUGGAAACGGGUUGAACUCAUCCAAUGAGAAACCGUUUGCGUGUCCAGUGCCGGGUUGCAAAAAGCGGUACAAGAACGUGAACGGAAUCAAGUACCACUCGAAGAACGGCCAUAAAAAGGACGGAAAUCGCGUCCGGAAGGGCUUCAAAUGCCACUGUGGCAAAAGCUACAAAACAUCCCAGAGGCUAAAGAACCACCAGCACAGUGCUCACCAGAACCCGGUGGUGGUGGACGCUGUCAGUCCGUCUGCCAGUGUGUCCGUUCAGCAGCAGUUGUCAGGAGCGUUGGUGUCGCCCGUUUCCUCAUCAUCCUCUUCGUCGUCCUGUUCGUCCACAGUGUCGUCCAUCGUUCAGUCCCUAUGUUCCUCCGCCAACGCCAACGGCACCAGCAGCGGUAACAAUCAACAGCAAACCGGUGGUGGUGGCAAUGCGACGCUCAGCGUGCCAAGUGCCGUCGCCAUUGCCACCGCAGCAGUAUCUAGUCAAAUUGCAUCUUCCUCCUCCUCAUCGUCGAGUUCAUCAUCCUCUUCAUCGUCCUCGUCGUCAUCGUCGUCGGCCGGUUCUCCAAACGGCAAGUACGACAACCUGGGCAUUCUAACGCCGGCGACAUCGCCCAAGCUGACCCUGAUGACUGCCACCGGCGGAGCCGGCCCAGAAAGCCUGCUCCCGAUGACCCCCAUCAGUCCCACGGGUUCCGUGGGAAGCGGAACGGCCACCGGUUCCGGUGGGGGAGGUGGCGGAGGAGGUAACAGUGCAAGUUCAGCGCUGGUAAGUAGUAAAGCCUUGUCGGCGGCCACUCUCGUGGGCCAACUGCACACCGAAGAGACGUAGCCGAUACUCAAGAAUCUACUGCUGAGAAAGUGUUGAAGGUAAACGUGACCGCAGGCGUGCACGAGGGUCGUGUGAUGCGGUCCCCCCGCCAUGAUCUUGCGGUCGUUCGUCGUCGUCUCUUUUUCGUUGUUAUCUUAGUGAAAAAAUGAUACGCUUUUUAACUUUACGCCCGACGCAGCGCGUGUUCAAGUACUGCUACAUACAAAAAAAACGCACCUUCGGUGUCUGGCUGGUAGAAAUGGACUUAGAGAGAGGAUAUAAGUGAAACAAUAGAGAUACUACAGAGGAUAAAAUCAUCAGAAAUAUCCACACAAACAUCUAAUUAAAAUUUGCACCUGCAAUAGAGCAGUUUAGGGGCUUCAAGCGACUCGUAUUACAAACGUUCAAGGAAAGGUUCAGCAUCAGCUUUGUUUUGGAUUACUAGCUCUUAAAAAAAAAAAACAAUAGUUCUUGGUCACCACAACAGGAAAUAGUUUUUAACCUUGUAGAAUGUAGAACAAAUUCACACAGUGUCACAGCAGUCAGCAACUAUCAAUUAACCGCCUAUCUUUUCACGUCGCUUCCGCUAUACCUAACGCUUUUUUUUUUAUUGAAUCGCACUGUCUGCGCGGUAGACUUUAAACGCCGAUUUUUGUUUUUCGUUUUUUAAUUUAUUUAAACCCCCGUACUUAAGUAGACGCGCGCACGAGCUGAAGCUACUAAAUCUACUGUGUAUAACUAUUGUAUUGUCGCUGUCGGUUAAGUUUUCUUUCGAAGUGUGUCUUGUUUCGUUCGAUUUUAUGAUGAGUUGCGAACCUCGCGAAAAGGUCCUUUUCGCGCCUGUAUUUUGCACUGUUUUACAGGAUUAGGGAAACAGAUCUAAGUAGGCUUCAAUUCUAAACCUCACCACACAUUUCUAUAGAAGAGUUAGACAGAGAUAGUGAGAGAAAAGAGAGAGUAAAAUUAACUGAGUAAAGCGGAAAACUAAACUAGCACACACACAAAACGAUAUACUAACUAUAUCAAAGAAUAACAAAUCAGAUCUCAGAUUCUCGUUCGCUUGUAGCUUGUAAACCAUACAAAAUAGUAGGAUCAGAGGAGAACUGUUAAUAAGUAGUAAGGGCCGGCAGCAGCGCGGCGUUGCAACGACCGGAAACGAAGAAAGAUUGAUAAACUAUCGAUACCAAAAUUUACUUCAUAGGAUCUUUAUAGAUAAUUAAUAUAUUAUAUUUAUCGUAAACAAGAAAACAGCAGAAAAAACGCAAGUUAAAUCGAUUGCCUGUUGAUCAAAAUUCAAACAAACAAAAAAAAAA
This is a messenger RNA of Aedes aegypti (yellow fever mosquito), 4070 nucleotides long. RefSeq lists its product as uncharacterized. Gene Ontology annotation, cellular component: nucleus. The transcript is spliced from 8 exons. The record is from RefSeq and is a predicted model, not a curated record. NCBI's taxonomy places the organism in Eukaryota, Metazoa, Arthropoda, Insecta, Diptera, Culicidae. The coding region runs from base 1243 to 2778 and encodes 511 amino acids.